Topomyia yanbarensis is the source of this 1756-nucleotide messenger RNA. Its product is annotated as IQ domain-containing protein N. The transcript has a single exon. The record is from RefSeq and is a predicted model, not a curated record. Gene Ontology annotation, molecular function: calmodulin binding. Bases 259 to 609 code for a protein of 116 amino acids. Lineage: Eukaryota; Metazoa; Arthropoda; Insecta; Diptera; Culicidae.
GCGUUUUGGCCACUACCAGGCCUGCUUGUUUUCAGUUUACACUCAACGCUCGAAGCGUACGAACGCACAAACGAAUAGCCCCUCCCGCACCUAGUACAGCAUUACGAGCGCGUUACGGAAGAUCACGCGCCCCCGCUCACUGCAGAGAUUCGUUCCGAUCUAAACAACCCGAAAGCCACCAUCAUCACGUUAAAAGACGAGCAGCGGCUCAACGCGUUGGACACGUUAGUAGACAAUUUGAAGCCGCUGGUGAACGAGAUGCACAUUCAUCCGAGCUCGCCCAACUCGUCACAGUCGGAGGACGACGCCGCCACAAAAAUCCAGGCCGGAUUCCGUGGUUACCGGGUACGGAAGCAAAUCCGGCAAGGUAAGGGCGGAAGUGGUUCGUCAACUGCCAGCGGAUCCGGUCAGCAGCGAUCGCCCAAGGGCGGCAAGAAGAUGGGCGCUAGUCUGGAGGACAACUCUGCGGUUAAGAUACAGGCCGGAAUACGGGGCUUCCUGGUGCGUAAGCGACAGAAAGUGGCCACCGAGGCGGCCACCAAGAUUCAGGCUAGUUUCCGUGGCUUCAAAACCCGCAAGGAUCUGAAAACGACCAAGACGGAAAAGUAGUGAAAUGGAGUAUAGCGAACAAUUCCAGAAAAACUGCUGCCGAAUCAGUCAGUAAACACAAAGAAAGAAACGGAGACCUACUUUAAAUUUAGCCAGUUAAGCGUGUGAACAGUUUAUACAUAGAAACAUUGUACAUUUGAAUCUUGAAUGGUAACCUAGUUCAGAAGUGGUGCAGUGGUAGAGAAAAGCUGAAGAAACGCAAGGCCGGGCCAGAGUCCACCCCAGAGGGCAAUAACAAACAACGCGAGACUUUACAUUCUUGCGAUGUUGGAGCUGGUAGUCUCGAUAUAGCGGGAGUGAAAGUGAAGAGCGAUUAUCGAAUGCUUGCUCGCAGAGGGGUCUGGCUAUUACACCGUCAUCUGGCACUUGGCUGCUGGUUCUAUACUACAAGAAGAAGUGAGAAAAACAAGUUCUUCCAUAGUUUAUAGGUUUUAUGUGCGUAUGUGUGCACUGUUGCCUACUAGGUACUUCCCAUUUAUAUCUGAGUAGAUUCAGAAUGGAGUGCUGUGCUGGAAACACUCGCCCAUACAGAAUAUUUGAAUUAGGGUAAACACUAUUAUUCAAGUAGAAAAAUAACGUUUUAGAGAUUUUUUCCCAAUGAUACAUACAAUCUGGCAAACUACGUCGAAAAGCGUUAGAACGCGCUAUUAGAGGCAGUAGUCUCAUUCUACUCACUUUCUAAACAGUUAAAAAUAUAAUUGAAAAUCGUCAUUGAUUAGAAAAGGCGCACACUGGGCGUAUUUGAAUGGUGUUUUUCCUCACUCUUUUCAAAUAAAUAAUCACACACAGUGUUGUUCAGAGCAUAACUCUCGCGGAAAGAAGAACGCCCUCGUCUUGGUUGCUGAUUAAAAAAUUUAUAGAUUUUUUCGAGAUGUAUAGCAGGUGAGCAUGAAACAACAUAAACAAAGAACUUCCAAAGACCAAAAACAAACACUGUGGUUUCGGACAAAAAACUACAACCUUGGAAGAUAAAUCGUGCUUUCUACUAAUGACUACCUUUAAAACAACCAGUGAUUUUAGAAGCCUUUUGCUACGCUAUGAGAAAGCAAUUAAUAAUAAAUUGUAAUGUAUUUUGUACAAGUAUUUAUCUUAGAUAAGAAUAAGAAUCUUUGUUAGUAUCAAUAAAAAAUAGUUUCUAGAGAUGAAA